Messenger RNA from Osmerus eperlanus (European smelt), 1195 nucleotides. RefSeq names its product annexin A2-like. Gene Ontology annotation, cellular component: plasma membrane; nucleus; cytoplasm. Gene Ontology annotation, molecular function: protease binding; phosphatidylinositol-4,5-bisphosphate binding; phosphatidylserine binding. The record is from RefSeq and is a predicted model, not a curated record. The coding region runs from base 148 to 1179 and encodes 343 amino acids. Lineage: Eukaryota; Metazoa; Chordata; Actinopteri; Osmeriformes; Osmeridae. The transcript is spliced from 13 exons.
GGGCUAUCUGUUCAGCUGUCCAGACACACCUUAGUGUGGGAGAUAGUAUUACUUUACAAAUCUGAAACGAUAGAUCUCUCCAGGGAAGCGAAUUCUGAAUAGGGGCUUUCCAAGUACGUUUAUCUCAAUCAGUCUGUCACACUUGCUAUGGAAGCCCUGACAAAGACAUUGGAAGUCAUUCCCCAAGCCAGCGAGAUGUGGUGGGGAACACUGGGCACUGUCAGGCCGUUCCCCAACUUCACUGCUGGGAAAGAUGCUAGAGAGCUUCAUACUGCUCUGGAGAGCAAAGUCGCAGAUGUGAACACACUGGUACGAAUCCUGACUAAUCGGAACAAUGCCCAGAGACAGAGCAUUGCAUGCGCCUACCACAAGCUCACACAGAAGCUGGUCUCCAGUACCUCUGCUCCCCUGCAGGAUCUGUCCCUUGCCCUGAAGAAGGCCCUCUCUGGGGGGCUGGAGGACCUCAUGCUGGGCCUGAUGAUGACCCCGGCUCAGUUCGACGCCCACCGCCUCAGACAGACCAUGGAGGGGCUGGGCACGGAUGAGGAGGGCCUGCUGGAGGUGCUGUGCACCAAGUCUCCACAGCAGCUCAGGGACAUCACCGUGGCCUACAAGCAGGAGUUCGACCGCUACUUGGAGAAUGACCUCAUCAGCGAGACGAGUAAGGAGUUCACCAAACUGGUGCUGGCCAUACUCAAGAAGGAAGAGACUAACGUAAAGGGCUUCAUUAAUUACCAACUCAUUGAUCAGGACACUAAGACUCUAAAUGCAGCAAUCAGUGGUAAAAAAACAGACCCAGCCCCCUGGAUCCAGGUGUUAACCACCCGGGAUUCAGUUCACCUCAACAGAGUGUUUUCCAGGUUGGAGGAUUUGAGAAAGGAGAGAGUGGAAAAAAUGGUUCAAACUCACUUCUCUGGGGAUGUUAAAAUUGGCUUUCGCAUACUAGUUUGCUGCAUCCAGAGUAUUCCUGCAUACCUGGCACAGAGGCUGCAGAGCAACAUUAAGAAAGGGCGUGCUAUGCAGUGGAUACUCAUCAGCCACAGUGAAGAUGAUCUGCUUUGCGUCCGAAUGGAGUUUCGCAGGCUGACCAACAAUUCCCUAUACUCUACACUACAGAAAGAAUACAAAGGAGAACUGCAGCAAGCUCUUCUGGCCUUGUGUCGAUCUGAAGACCUUUAAAUGAGAUAAAAAAUAA